Cordyceps fumosorosea ARSEF 2679 is the source of this 1533-nucleotide messenger RNA. RefSeq names its product asparaginase family protein. NCBI's taxonomy places the organism in Eukaryota, Fungi, Ascomycota, Sordariomycetes, Hypocreales, Cordycipitaceae. The record is from RefSeq and is a predicted model, not a curated record. The transcript has 3 exons. Gene Ontology annotation, biological process: protein maturation. The coding region runs from base 1 to 1533 and encodes 510 amino acids. Gene Ontology annotation, molecular function: threonine-type endopeptidase activity.
AUGAGGAUGUCCAUCUCAGAGCCUGCGUUGCCCGAAAUGGGGAUGAGAUUUCUCAAAGCUGGCGCCAGUGCCACAGAAGCCGUCGAAGCCUCGCUGCGGGUUUUGGAAGACAAAGAAAUCACCAACGCUGGCUACGGGUCGAACCUCUCCAUCGACGGCACCGUCGAAUGUGAUGCGACAAUUGUUGAUCACUUGGGCCGCAGCGGCGCCUGUGGUGCUGUUACAAAUAUACGAAAUCCCAUUUCUCUUGCCAAGCUCAUCUUCGACGGGAGCAAGCGGCCCUUGAGCCUGAGACGAGUCCCUCCCAAUGCCCUUGUCGGAGAAGGCGCCAAGAUUUACGCAGAAGAGCAUGGUAUGGCAACAUUUGCCAAUGAUUAUCUCGUCUCCAAAAACUCCAGAGAUCGCUUCUUGCGCUGGCAGGACGAUUUGCUCAGGGCCGAGGCAAAAGCAAAGGAGGCCAGCAGUGUGCAAAAGACGCCAGCAGCUAUGCACUGUGCGCCUUGCCAAUACGAUACAAUCCCCGCAAAACCAAAUAUCUCGUUUCCUCGAGAUCACGCUGCUGCCAUCAUGUCAGGAACUUGGAAUGAAGGCCAGCCUAACUCGCCCUACUUGCCGCCCCCGGGCAUAGAUGAUGCUCAGCAGGCUGAGUUAACGACUCUGGGCAUAACGCAAAAUUCCUGGAAUCAUGCCAGGAAUCCAUCCUGGAAAACCUCCUAUCAUGGCACCAAUUCGAGCAAGAAGCAUGGAAACUUGCCAAGAUCCAAUCAAGGUCAUGUCAAUGAUGGCGAGAAUGAUGAUCUUGCUGUCCGACCGAAAGAGUCCAAUGCUAUAGGAGUCGGCUCCGUGAAUGACGAAUCAACGUGGCAGCAGCCAAGGAGACGUCGAAAAGCACAAAAGCGUCCUCUGGAUGGACCUGACAACAGCGAGGACACAUCGACUAAGCGUCAACAUGUGGUCGAAGAAGAUGGAGACUGUGUAACCGACACGAUUGGCGCCAUAGCUAUUGACGAAGAGGGGCUGAUUGCAGCCGGUUCUUCAUCCGGAGGCAUUGGAAUGAAGCAUCGUGGUCGACUUGGCCCAGCUGCUCUGGUUGGAGUAGGAACGGCUGUUGUGCCCUGCCAACCGGAUGACGAGGAUGCAGUCUCGGUGGCGGCUGUCACCAGUGGCACGGGCGAACACAUGGCAACGACAAUGGCAUCCCAGCGUUGUGCAGAACGGCUGUACAACGGCACUCGCAAGGGUCCCGCCGGCACUGACAUACACGACUACGAUGAAAACGCCAUUAUGGAGUCGUUUAUUGCGAACGACUUUAUGGGCCAUCCAGGCGUCUGCAAUGGGCCCUCGGCCGGCGCGAUUGGCAUCAUGGCCGUGAAGAAGACACGGGCAGGGUACUACCUUCAUUUCGCGCACAACACAGACUCGUUUGCCCUUGCAUCCAUGGGCGGCAAAGACCCCACGCCAACCUGUGUCAUGUCUCGCCUGCCCGAGGGCAGUAAGAUUGCCCAAGGCUCCCGCAAGAUUUCCACCAAGUAG